Portunus trituberculatus (swimming crab) is the source of this 4068-nucleotide messenger RNA. RefSeq names its product hsp70-Hsp90 organizing protein 1-like. The transcript is spliced from 8 exons. NCBI's taxonomy places the organism in Eukaryota, Metazoa, Arthropoda, Malacostraca, Decapoda, Portunidae. Gene Ontology annotation, molecular function: Hsp90 protein binding. The coding region runs from base 2216 to 3229 and encodes 337 amino acids. The record is from RefSeq and is a predicted model, not a curated record.
UAUCGAGUGUUCUAUGUGUUGCAGUGACCAUUAAUACAGUGUUUCCUAUUGUUACACUGGUUUGAGGUGUUUAUCAAGUGUUCUAUCAUGUGUUACUGUAGGAUUUCAUCAGCUGCUUCAAGCCCUAAUCGUUGUUCCAAAUGUUAGAAAAAAAUCAGGCAGACCAUAAGUGACAUUGAAGUAGCAAAGAAAAUACUAUAGCUCAAAGCCAAAAGAAGUGACAAGAGUAACUAAAGGGAGAGAUUUUGAAUUACGUGUGAGUGAAGUUGCUAAGACUGUACUCUGAAACAUCUCUGGUCAGCUCCUCCAAUUGUAAACUUGUAAACGGUUCUCAGCACUGAUUGAAAGUGAAGAACAAGAAUGACAAGAGUAACUAAAGUGAGAGAGUUUGAAAGUGUGUGUGUUUGUGUGUGAGUGAGUGAGUGAAUUUUACUGAGACUGUAUUUUGAAACGUCUCUGGUCAGCUCCUCCAAUUGUAAACGGUUUGAAUUGAAUUGAAAGUCAAGAACAAGAGUGACAGAGUAACUAAAGAUAGAGAGUUUGGAAGUGUGCGUGAGUGAAGCUACUGGGAUUGUACUCUGAAGAAAGUAAAAAAAAAAAAAAAAAAAACUAGUUAGCACUUUGUAAACUUGUAAAGGGUUCUUAUGAUAGAUUGGAAGUAAAGAAUAAGAGUGACGAGUAACUAAAGAGACAGUUUGGAAGUGAGUGUGAAUGAAGUUACUGCGACUAUUCAGGAAGAUCUCUGCGCAGUGCAUCCUCUACCUCUGUAAAGUCGUGAAGGGUUCUCAGCUCAGACUGAAACUAAAGGACCUAGCAAGUGGUGCAAACAACAUCCAAAAAAAAAAAAAAAAAAAAUGAUUCGGGUUAAAAAGAAAAUGAAGAAGAAUAGAGUUUCCGGUAGUAGGAAGAAAAUUAAUGAAAUGAAAGCUAAAAGUGAAGAAAAACAAACAAGCAAUGGUCUAACUUUUUGUAUAAGAGGGAUGCUGGCACAGGGCAACGAAAUGGACAAAGUUGACACUCCCUAAAAAAAAAAAAAAAAAAAAAGUAAAUAAAAAAAUGAUAAAAAAUGAAAAAAAUAGAUAAAAAUAAAUAAAUAAAUAAAUGUAAAAUUGGAGGACGAACGUCUAGAAACCUUCCUCUAGAAAGAGUUCAAGUCAUAAGAAGAGGAAACAGAGAAACAGAGAAGAGUUCCAGAGUUUGCUAGAAAAAGAAAAAGGAUGAAAGAUUAAGAACACUGGCGAAGCUACAGAACAGGAAUGAGAGAAAAUACAAAGGCUUCGUUGCCUCAGACAGCUGUUUCGGCGAGGGAAAAGAUAAGGUUUAGAAGAGAAGAGGCGGCAGUCCACACAUUGAAAUUUAGAGCCAAAGCCGCGAAUGUUGCAUAAGUUAAUGGCGAAGAGACAGUUUGCUCUCAGGAUCGAAACAAGAAGAGCAGGCCGACGUGGUGACAUUUGUGGUCUCCCUUCCAGGACGAGAAUUACGUGGCUGGUGCAGGAGUCGCUAUAGUGAAGGUGGUGGAUAAAUUUCAGGUUGACUCAUGAUUACAAGUCUAACGUUUCCACUAUAAAUAAUUUCUCUGACGAAGACUUAGAGUUGAAACGUUAGAGAAACAAAGUAUUCCUGGGUCAAUGUAAGACUCAUCUACCACCUUCACUACCCAACUCUCCACACAACUGUAUCGAGUCGCUUAUAGAAAAAAAAAGAAGAAAAGUUGGGGUAUCGAGUGAAGUGUGUGCGUGUGAUAAGCAGCAUGUAGAAUUGUGCCAAGGAAGAGAGUUGUCCUGACUGACGCCCUGUUAUUUACGUCCGAUCUCAGAAAUGCCUUGUUCUCUCAUCUCGACAGUUUUCCAAGGCCACAGAGACGACUAGCCUGGUUUUCAAGACAGUUUCUCCUUAUAAUAAUCUAGAAAUCUUGCCUCUCCAUCACCCGAACCUUAAAAAUAUCCUUAAAAAACAUGAACAUCUUGAACUAAACCCUUUGGAAAGUAAUGAUGGUAAGAGGGCAGAGCGUUCAAGAAUACUGACCUCAAGAUACAAAGGGAGGCCACAAAGACUCUUGAAGGUCACAGCUGGGUCAUAGACAAGUUCACAGCACCUCUUGGCCCAGUGUUUGAGACCCUCCUGGGAGUAAUCAUCGCUUCGCGUCACGCCACUCCUCUCCACGCAUCCUGUGUGUGUGUAGUACUGUGUACGUGUGUGUGGGCGCCGCUGAGACAUGGCAGAUAGUGAAGGGCAGAAGCAAGACACAGGCGCCUCUGAGGACAUCAAUAAACCCUUCACAAUCGACCACACGAAGAGAAAAACAGAGGUGGAUAUUUGCCCUGCAGUCACCAGUAAAGAGAUCAGAGAACCAGAGGAUACCAUGGCGAACGAGACUAGGGCAGAGCAGCUCCUGGCGCUGGGCAUAGAGUGUCUAGAGAAGGAUGAAGACUUGGAGGCCCUGAACCACCUGACGGAGGCCAUAGCAUUGGACACCAGUAACCCUCUCCUCUUUAUUAACAGGGCGGCUGCUUAUGCCCGGCUGAAGAAUUAUGAUGACGCGAUGGAGGACGCCGAGACAGUGGUGGAGAUGCGUCCAGACUGGCCUGAGGCAUAUCUGAGGAAGGGUACCAUCUGGCUGGCUGAGUUUCGGCACCGUCUGGCUUACUGUACCUUGGAGAGCGGUCUGUUGCGGGAUCCUGGGAAUGAGAAGCUGGGGAGGGCCUUCUUUGAGACCAAGACAAGGAUGCAGAAGGCGAGGAAGGGCACCAAGUACCCGAAGCCUCUCACUCACCCGCUGAUGGACAAGUCGACCCACGAGCUGCUCAGAGUGAACCCCAUCACUAGUGACUUCAUGACCGACCCCGCGUUUGUUGACAUGCUGAACCGAGCGAGGCGAGACCAUGACCUGUGGAACGAGGUGAAAUAUUCCGAGGACGAACGUUACAUGGUAGCCAACACCGUCGCUUUGACCUUUGAAGUGAACGCUGUGGAGACCGACUCGAGCGACAUACGUGAUAAAGAGAAACACAGCGAGGAUCUCAAAAGGUUUAAUUACCCUUACAUUCAGAGAUUCGAGGCUGUGCGCAAGAUAGUCCUCCCCGCAGACCGUCCACCUGUCCCAGCCCCGCCCGAAGUGAAGAGAAGAACCCCCUCGCCAGUUGUGAAGUAUCCGAAGGGGUGUGAAAUAGAUGGGUCCCCCCUGCUUGGCGAAAUGAAUCUUUGUCAACCCUCGUUUUCUUUUGAGUGAAGUUGUGUUAUUGAAGCGAGAGGUGGCGAGGGAAAGGGAACAAGAGGCCGGCGUGCUAAGUGACGUGUGAGGUGAGAAGAGCAUUGCCAGACCACUCCCUUCACACCUACGGCUGCUGCCUUACUCCCGCCACUCUUCCUACUGCCUGGUGUUGCUCUGUGCUGGUAAAAAUCAGUCUGUUAUUUAGCACAGUAUUUUGAAGCAUUUCUGUGCCGCAUCUCCCCUAUUUGAAGUCUGUAGUGUAAAUUAUCCGAAGUUUUAAGGGUGUCUGUACGGUUUUAGUGGCAUAUUAACGCUAUUUCUACAUUAUUAACAGAAGUAACAGUCUUUAGAACAAGGCAACUUAUCUCUGUGGUCUCUGAAAACAGUUGUGGUGUGGGAGCAAAACGUUUCUGGUCUUACUCAGCAUAUAUACACAUACAUACACAUACAUAAUAUAUAACAUACGUUUUUUUUUUUUUCCGGCUAAUAGUACCCUUAGUAUUAUUCUACUUGGAGAAGCAAUUUAUCCAUUCAAUUAUUACGUGCAUACUUACAUACACAUAUACAUAGGUCAAAUAUAUACAGCAGUUCUUAUAUUGUUCUGCUAAUGGGACUUGUUUUAUUAGAUUUCUCGUUGAGAUAGACAAAUAAUUCAUUCAGUUGAUACAUGCAUACUUAUAUACACGUAUACAUACUUUAUAUAUUACAUACUUGAUUAUAUACCACAAUUAUUAUAUAUUUUUUUCAUUAGAAUUCUCGUUUGGAAAGACAUACUUAAAUGAUGACGAUGAUUGAUGAUAAUGGUGAUGAUGAUGAUAAUGGUGAUGAUACUUAAAUGAUGACGAUGAUUGAUGAUA